CAGCUAAAGCUUCAUGAAUGUUCGGGCCUGUUCCGCCUGUUCCUUGUCUUGCUUGCAUGCAAAAGUUUUAUGACGCUAGCGCUUGCUGAAUGUCGAUACUUUUACGCUGUUCGUCGAGUGUUUUCUCUUUGUUUUCCGUGAUGUACUCGUCGUACUAAGAGUGUUUACUAUUACUGCGUGUGUGAUCUUUAUUUCUAGGAACGUGUGAUAAAAUCUCGAUCCUUUCCCGGCAUUAGCAUUUUCCCGAGGAGCCCUGCAAGGCAUUUUUGAGUUCUCAGUCUGAGUAGCUUACAGAUUCUCAACUGCCACUGCCGGUUUUCAUUUAUUACUCGUGCUUACAGAUAAAUGUGAGGAAAUGACUGGUGUGAUUGACAGUACGCCUGCAAGCCCUGUCAGAAGACGGCCAAAAAACAACUUUGAACCUUCCCCCUUCCGCUCAGAGCGCAAACGAAAGUUAUUUCCUACUGAAAGUCCUCAUGGGUCGGACUUAAGUGAAAUCACUCCACUGUCACCUGUCAGUGAAGAUUUCUCUCCUAGUAAAUCCAAAGUUGUUGUACGGACACCUUUGGUACCAACAAUUGCAAACCAGAAUGUCACUCCUAAAAAGUCCAAAAAUUCCUCCAUUCAGGAGAGUCCUCGCCGGAGUCCACGGAUAGCACAAAAGCAAGUCAUCAAAACCUCUUCAUUUUAUGGAAGAUCCUUGUUAUCAGAAUUCUCUAAGACAACCAGCCCUCUUUCAGAAUUGAAAGCUAAACAUUCAAAAGAAAAUGUAAAUAACUCCCUUUCAGAACUUGAAACAGACCAGGUUAAAGGAAAUGAAAAUAAACCAUCUAAGAGAGCUGCAUCUGAACCUUUAGCCUUAAAUCCAGCCAAAAGAAGAUGCUCCACCAAACCUAGAGGAAUAUUUUCAGGUGUUGGUCAUGCUAUCAAAAAACCGAAGCCCCCUCCUGAACCAAAAUUCAAGACUGUGAAGCUUCCUCCACUGAGACAAAACCUUAAAAACAAAUUUGACUUUACAAAAACUCCAUAUUCACUAAAGAAAAAUGAUGCUAAUUGGAGUUAUGCUGGUAUUCAUCGAGAAAGAACAAGUUUGGACAGCUCAGAGGCUGAAAAGCGCAAAUUUUUCAAAAGCAGUGUUGGAAAGAUAUCUGUUGUGACGCCUCCAUCAAGUAAAAAGAAAAUAAAACUUUUUAAAGUCCAGGCGGAUGAAAUCCUUGCAGAUCCUGGAAAAACUGCCUCUGAAUGGUUAGACGAGAUUGAAGGUACUGCUCCUCUGAGUCAGAAUUCUAGCAACGUUUGUGACUUGACUGAGUCUACAUCCAAUUUGUCUAUUGAAGAUGCUGUUCAAGAGCCAGAUACUCCAAUGAGAGAACUUGCAAAUCAACUUGAAGAAGAGCCUUCGCCUACUCCUAAAGUGUAUCCAGUUUUCAAUUUCAAGAAAAUGACUCCAAAGUCAGCUUCCCCAACAAAGAGGGAUUCUGCAAAGAAAGGUGUCAAGAAAAUAUGGAAGGGACUGGGAGAAAAUCAACUCCUCCUUGAUGCAGGUCAGAAACGUUUCGGAGCCACUCAGUGCUCCGAGUGCGGUCUUAUGUACGAGCCAGGAGACGCUGAGGAUGAAAUUCAGCAUGCCAAAUAUCACUCGGAACAUAAAGCACUUCGUUAUCCGGGCUAUAAAAAUGAACGGAUUGUCGGCCGUUGCGGAUUGGAUUAUAUUGUUUGCUUUACUGGCUUAGAUUCCAAAAUGAACCAAAACAAAAUUUUAUCUGUACUGGAUAUAGUUGAUAAAGAGCUCGGUUUUGAUACUCCGGCUGUGAAAAUCUACUCAAAAUCUCAGGUGUACCUGUACAUAAGUGAUAAACAAAUUGCUGGAUGUUUGGUUGUGGAGCCGCUUUCUGAAGCCUACAAGAUGCUCAUCAGCGAUGAAGAGGGUGUCGAUGUUUGCUCAACUGAAACUUACAAAGUAAAAUGUGGAAUCAGCCGUAUUUGGACUAGAGCUACGGAUAGAAGGAAAGGCAUAGCCACUCAACUAACAGAUUGUGUUAGGCGAAACUUUUUCUACGGAUCAAUCUUGGCGCAAGAAGACAUAGCAUUCUCAGUCCCAACUGUUGACGGUAAGAAAUUUGCUCGAAAGUACACUGGUAAAGAGGAUUAUUUCGUCUAUACUGGAUGGCCGGUAUCAAACUCAAAUUAAGCGUGAUAACGAUUUUUCCCAUCUUUUCUCAACAAUUUUAUAGCCUGUUCAAAGUUCUCGUACAUAAUAUAUUUUUUUAUUAAGCAAUUUUGUUCUCGUUUCUCUUUAGUCUAAGUUUUUUUGUAUUUGUUUUUUCCUUUUUGUCAGCAUAAGAACAGAAGUAGGUCAUGGAAAUUUAUUUUUCUAGGUUUGUUAAGUGAUAAAGUGUUUUCAUGCAAGUAUUGUGUAGCACUCAAUGUCGCUGAAAGUUGGAGGAUGCAUGCACACAAAGUUCUAUUCUGAAGAUUCUGUCAUGCUGAACACUCAGUGGAUAAAAGUUAACAGAUAUAUGUGCAAGAUAGUCUGUUCUAAAAAUAAUGUUAUUGUAGAAAAAUUUUGAGUCAAAUUUUGUGACGUAGGUCGAAACCUAUUAGUAUUUGUUUCUUCUCCUUUGUUGAAAGUGAAAUGAUAAUGCACCAUUUCACAUUUGUACCCGUCAAUUUUUAGUUUUCUCUAUAUGUUUUUAAAUUCCUUAAAAGCAUGUCAAUGAAAAUUUAAUAAAUACUUAUGAACUAUUUUAUCUCAAAGACUGGAACAACUUUUUUUUCAGUUUGUCCCAAAUUUCUGUUGUCACCUCCAAGCAUCUCAAGUGCAAGGGUCUUAUUUACUGCCCUCUUCAUUUUUACGUUCCUCUAUAUUUUUUUAAUUCCUUGAUAGCAUGUUCAUUAAAAUUUAGUAAAUACUUUAAAACUAUUUUUUUUUACUGUAAAAAUGUUUUUCUCAGUUCACCCAAAUCUUUGUUGUUAGUCCCAAUCAUCUCAAGACCAAGGGUCUUAUUUAUUGCCCUCUUUAUUUUUAGUUCGCUCUAUAUUUUUUUCAAUUCCUUGAAGUAUGUUAAUGAAAAUUUAAUAAAUGCUUUUGAACUAUUUUUCUCAUCAA
Molecule: messenger RNA, 3109 nt
Organism: Bemisia tabaci
Lineage: Eukaryota; Metazoa; Arthropoda; Insecta; Hemiptera; Aleyrodidae
Gene: eco
Product: Establishment of cohesion
Biological process (GO): mitotic sister chromatid cohesion
Cellular component (GO): nucleus; chromatin
Molecular function (GO): protein-lysine-acetyltransferase activity
Source: RefSeq, a predicted model, not a curated record